Messenger RNA from Trichomycterus rosablanca, 8711 nucleotides. RefSeq names its product F-box protein 8 (gene fbxo8). Lineage: Eukaryota; Metazoa; Chordata; Actinopteri; Siluriformes; Trichomycteridae. The transcript has 6 exons. The coding region runs from base 277 to 1239 and encodes 320 amino acids. Gene Ontology annotation, biological process: regulation of ARF protein signal transduction. Gene Ontology annotation, molecular function: protein binding; guanyl-nucleotide exchange factor activity. The record is from RefSeq and is a predicted model, not a curated record.
AUAUGUGUGUAAUAAAGUGUUUUAAUGGAGGACUGAGGUGGAGUUUAUGAGUAGGAGGAGUGACGGAGCGGAUCAGAGCUGAGCUGUGAGUCCCGGACUGUGUGCUGUCAUUCUGCUGCUCGGUGUAUCUUCACCUCCUCACGGCUGAUCUGCUCACCAUGAUCUGCACAGCGUCCUGAUCCCUGACGGAGACGUUUCACUUCGGAACCGAGCGGACAAACACAGCGGGCUCGUCGCGGCGGCGGUGCACUACUACACAAACACACAGGUCUGCAGAUGGGUCAGGGCUUGUGGAGGGUGGCGAGGAACCAGCAGCUGCAGCAGGAGUACAGCGAGCAGUGUUAUCUCCAGCGCACCGAGCACCAGCGCAGGAUGGCACAGCUGUUGAGCGAAACCCCCUCGCAGGUGCGGCGCACGCCUCAGUGCCACGCCGACAUCGGGCACCUGCUGCGCGCUCGCAGGGGCAAAGAAGAACGGGGCUUCCUGGACUUGGACAUGCUGCCUCCCGAGCUCAGCAUCACCAUCCUGUCCUAUCUGAACGCCACCGACUUGUGCCUGGCAUCCUGUGUGUGGCAGGAUUUGGGCAACGAUGAGUAUCUGUGGCAGGGACUGUGUAAGUCCACUUGGGGUCACUGUUCCAUCUACAACAGGAUCCUUCCCCAUGGUUUUUCCUACAGAAGACUCUACAUGCAGCUGGACGAAGGAAGCCUGACGUUCAACGCGAACCCUCAGGAGGGUAUCACAUACCUCAUGUCCAAAGGGAUUCUCAUGGACCACCCAAAGGAAAUCGCCAAGUUUAUAUUCUACACUAGAAUGCUAAAUUGGAAGAUGCUGCGCGUUUACCUCGACGAACGCCGAGACGUUCUGGACGAGCUGGUCAAGCUACACAACUUCAGUGACCAGUUCCUCCCCAAUGCGUUGAGGGAUUUCUUCAGACACAUCCACGCACCCGAGGAGCGCGGAGAGUACCUGGAAACGCUCAUCACCAAGUUCUCGCACCGUUUCUGUGCCUGUAACCCCAUGCUGGUGAGGGACGUGGGUCUCACCCCUGACGCCGUGUACGUGCUGUGCUACUCGCUCAUCCUGCUCUCCAUCGACCUGAGCAGCCCGCACGUCAAGAACAAGAUGUCCAAGCGCGAGUUCAUCCGCAACACGCGCCGCGCCGCGCAGAACAUCAGCGAGGACUUCGUGGGUCACCUGUACGAUAAUAUCUAUCUGAUCGGCCAUGUGGCUGCCUAGCAAACACUCACACACACACACAGGCACAGGCUAAUAAAACAGUCAGCCAUGGCACUGAUACAGGCUGCGGUUCAUUCUGAAGCAUGACGAUACCCUAACCCUUACGAAAAGUGACCCUCUUGCUUUAAAGGGGGUCAAAAAAUCCAAAUUUUAAUGGUAAUUGCAUUCAUUAGUAAACCGGAGUGGAUCAUUCUGGUCCGCAUACCCGAUUUGGCACCGUUUUUUACACAGGAUGCCCGUCCUGACGUAAACCCUCAUUAUUUUAUCCAGACUUGGGACCUGCACUCCCACUGGCUGAGCUGUCUGGCAAUCAGGUCAGUCUAGACACCCAGCCGGCUGAUAACACCAGUGAGAUUCGAACCCUGGAUCUUUGGGAUAACAGGCUAGUGUAUUUUACCGCUGUGCCACCCAAGCACCCUAAAUUCUGCCAUUUGUAUUUAGAGACAUCUAGGUUCGAGUUGCCAGUGCUAUCAGCCGGACGUCAACACGGGCAUGAUCGUUUAUGUAAUGGUCAAAGCCCUGCAAUGAAUUUGCCGCCCUGUGCCCAAUUUCUCAGUGGAACCGGACCCACAGCAACCCUGACGAAAGAGGAGGAUUAUAGAAUCCGGAAUCCUGCUUCAAACUCCUCAUCAUAGAUGCGAUCGCUUCAGAACGAACCGCAGCCGAAUAUUCCGCUAAAUGAAGGUCAGAUGGAGUGGACUUAGUUAGCCUAGCGCCGAGCUAUAAAGGCGUACGUUAAAACACGCAGACAGCGACGUUACGUGGGUCGCUCUCGGCAGCCCGAGGCGGAGUAGCAGCACUCGGAGCUUCAAACGCAGAGCAAUGUAGCCGCCCAAGCUAAACGCAGCCGCGUCGUUACGAGUUACGACUCCAGUACAGUACACGCGUCCAGUUUUAUCUCCGAGCUCGAAAUCUCGCUGGAGUCUGGUCAGGAUUAUUACGUUCUAGGGUAGGAGAUUGUUUUCCCAGUCAGCGUCUGCUCUCAGUGUAGCGUUAGCAGAACCCAGAUCUUUCCAGAUGGAAACGUAGGUGCUUGGUUCAACUUUCCUGUCGUAAAAAAAACAAAGACACCGAGCCUAGUUUUAUUCAGGGUCUACAGUGGGUCUUAAUAACACAUUCAUAAGCCUGAACGGUGCUGUAACAGUACAGGAGUGGGUUGAAACGUGAUGAAAUGGUUCUAUAGACGAUUUCUGCAGAACUAAAGUGAGGGAAAAUUAGCCUCUCAUACUAAUGAUGAGUAGAAAUCAUAGAGAGCUUGAAUUAAACUACACGUCCAUGUAUUUACGCAGCCUGUGUGACUAUGAUGCCCAUAAAACAAACAUCUUUUAUCUUUAUUUGGUCAGUGACCCUUUUUUAAGGUCUAUAAAUUGUAGAAACUCACUCUCACCCCAUCAGGCAUUCCGAGAAUGCUAGCUAAUCCCUUUACUUAUCAAAAUAUUCAUCCAUGCAUUGUCUGUUUUAUCCUGGUCAGGGUCACAGUGGAGCUGUUUAAUUGGGCGAAAUUUAGGAAACACCCCAGGCAGUUUGACAGUCCAUCACAGGGCAAACACACACACACUUGGGGCAGAUUUAAGUAGCUCCGAUCGUCCUGACUGCACGUCUUUGGACUUGUGGGAGGAAACCGGAGCACCCGAAGGAAACCCACACAGACCCGGAGGACCCUGGCUGCCCGGCCAAGGAAGCAAACCCCUUUUGUUGUUCUAUGUUUAUUGCAUUCAUAAAGUGCCAAAGUGGAUUUUAAGUAACUCCAGUCGUCCUGACUGCACGUCUUUGGACUUGUGGGAGGAAACCGGAGCACCCGGAGGAAACCCACACAGACCCGGAGGACCCUGGCUGCCCGGCCAUGGAAAAAUAAAAAAUCAAACCCAGGCCCUUCUUGCUGUGAGGCGACGGCUCCACCCGUUGCGCCACCAUGCCACCCUUAUCAAAGUGAGAAUUCCAACAACAUGAGUAAAUUAAAUAGAUAUACAGACAGACAGACAGAAAGAAAGAUAGACAGAUCAUAUUUCUGCACUGGGCGCUCGGGUAGCGCAGCAGUAAAUGAUGAGGGUUCGAAUCCACAGCAGUGCUAUCGGCCUGUCAGUCGACUACACACAGACAUGAUCGGCUAUUUCUGGGAUGGAAGGGCUGGGCGGGUGAUCGAGGCGCCACGAUGGAUUGGAGUUCUGUCUGGGGUGUUUCAAAUUUCUAGUGCGCCCAGUGAUUCCGCGGAAAGCUGGACCCACCACAACCCUGACCCGGAUAAACUAGUAGUCAAACUUGACAUUGAGAUUAAGAUGAGAAAGUAUUCCUGCACGUGCAGGGCGACAAAUCACGUUUAACACUCGUAUCAAUGUGAAAAAGAUUGAACAUGAUUUUUACACCUUUUCAAAUGGACAGUGAAACGUCCAAGCUGUUAGACACUCGCUUCAGAAAACAGUCAAAUAAUCGUGCAAACUGAUGCGGCCACUACGUUGCGUUUAGACAAUCAGAUUCAAACCUCCAGGCAGGAAAGACUCGAUUUAGCCGAACCAAACCCAAACCAACCUUCCAGACAGGUCAGAAAAAUAAAUACGUGCACACGCACCAUCAGUUCAGGUGUAUCUUACAUACGUGAUAUAGUCAUGAGCCUGAGAGGUUCUCCAAUGUAAAUAAAUAGCAUAAGCUAAUGAAAUCCCACAAUUUUCUAAUUCCAUAAGUGGGAUUGAUCUGGUCAGAACUAAAUAUCGGCAUCUCAGGUGACCCCACGUGUGGUUCCAGCAAUACGAAGGGCCCACUGCCUUAAGCUCAAGUGGUGAUCAGUUUGAUAUUAUUUACACUGUACUGAAGCAGGAGGAAUUGUUCUGAUCCUUAAACUGAUGCGACAAGUGUAACAUCAUACGCCAGCGAUUCAGGUCUAUAUAACAUUAAGAUAAUGUACUAUAAAACACAAACACCAUCACCUGCUGCUUUCUAUUCAUUACGCAGUGCUUAUGAUCGUGCUAUAAGGGCCUAAUGUAGCUACCCGCUUUAAAUAGAGAUUUAAGUGUUAGUACUUUAUACACAUAUACAUAUAAAAUCCAUCUCAAGAACUGAUGGGACUAAAAUGAGAACAGUUCUGAACUGUUCUGAAAUGCAGAUCUGUUUCACUUAACCAGUCCUAAACCCCGAUGGAUCAGCGGAGGGUUUAUUUCCACUUUUGGAUACAAGCUCGUUUCCUCUUUCCACGGUUAAGCUAAAGUACUUCUGGAGGAACAAUUUAGGUGUCUGAAGUCCUCUGCUUUUGCACUGUAGGGUGGCAGGGAAAGAGAAAUGUAUGAGGAAAGGAAAGAACACAUGAAUAAGUAAAUGAGAAAACGUCUUAUGUCCUGAUCAGGAGAAUUUCAGUGAGAAAAUGAGUGAAUUAGUGAACGAGGGUAAAAGUGAAGGAACAAAUGUGGAUUUGUACUGUAGCUGUGAGGCUAAUGUGGCUAAUAAGUGAUGGAAGUGGGCGUCGUUGGCAUUUUUUAAGGACUUUAUUUAUUGGUGGGGUUGCGACUGCUGAAUAUUUUAUCAUUUUUUUUAAUCUUAGACCAUUUGAAUGUUUUUUACAGAUUAGAAAAGCAAAGAAUGUCAUGCGUUAUAUUUUACAACCUCACUCGAGUAUAAACCGGCAUGAAAAGCAGUAUUAUUAUUUUAUUUAGAAAGAAAAACUCUUUAAGCCAUCCUUAUUAUUUUUAUUUGAUUAAUUUGAUCACUCACUUUUAUCCGCUUAUCUAAUAAUCGGGAUGGGGGGGGUGCUGGAGCCUAUCCCAGCUUUUCAAUGGGCACAAGGCACACAGUAACACCCUGGACAGGGCACCAGUUCAUCUUAGGGCAGACACACAUACACACACACACACACACACAUGCAUGGUUUUGGACUGUGGGAGGAAACCGGAGCUCCCGGAGGAAACCCACACAGACACGGGGAGAACAUGCAAACUACGCACAGAAGGGACCCGGACCGCCCCGCCUAGGGAUCGAACCCAGGACCUUCUUGCUGUGAGGCGACAGUGCUACCCACCGAGCCACCGUGCCCUUGCAUUUGAUUACUGUAAACAUUAAUUACAAUGACAAGGGUUGGUGUCAUCAGUUCCCAAACCAUUACAGGAAAGCUGAUGGUACACAGUGGUAAACAUGCCCCUGUUACAUCUUUUAUGGAAAGUGUUGCAACCUACAAAUUUUAUAUAUUAAGUAAAAAUAAAAAUUCUACAUUCCCUUGUCUGAUUUAUCCUGGUCAGGGUCGCAGUGGGUCUGUUUAAUUGGAGGAAACACCCCAGUUUGACAGUCCAUCACAGGGCAAACACACACACACAGGGCAAAUUUAAGUAGCUCCAAUCGUCCUGACUGCAUGUCUUUGGACUUGUGGGAGGAAACCGGAGCACCCGGAGGAAACCCACGCAGACCUGGAGGCCCUUCUUGCUGUGAGGAGACAGCUCUACCCAUUGUGCCACUAUGCCACCCUUAUCAAAGAGAGAAUUCAAACAUCAUGAGUAAAUUAAAUAGAUAUAGAUUGAUAGAUUCUCUAUUAAUCCAGUGAUUAAAUUACUGGUUGUACUUGAUAUAUUUCUGCACUGGGCGCUCGGGUAGUGCGGCAGUAAAUGAUGAGGGUUCGAAUCCACAGCAGUGCUAUCGGCCCGUCGGGCGGCUACAUACAGACAUUAUUGGCCAUUUCUGAGGUGGGAGGGCUGGGCGGGUUCUACAGCACUUGGGUGGCACAGUGGUAAAUGAUGUUAGUUCUUUAAUGCUGGGAUUCAGGGUUCAGGUCCCCAGCUGUGUUGUGGGCAGGUCGGGCGUCUAUGUACAGACACGUUUGGCUAUGUCUAAGGGGGGUCGGCCGAUACCCUGCGAUGGGGUGUGUUAAUGCAUUGUUGCCAGUGAUUGCAGGUAAGCCCUGACUACAGUGACCCAGACCAGUAUAUUAAAGGAACUAAGGGUGGAAUUGUUGAUCCUGUAAAUAUACAGUAAACUACAGGAGCUAAUCGUGUCUGCCAUGUUUUUAUUUGUGAUGUUAUGAAGGGCAUUUGGGCAGCAGGACUAGAAUGUGACUAGCAGGCUGAAUGUAAACACUCGGAUGCUCUUUGCUUGGUAUAUCGAUCCACAUGUUUGAUCAGAUUAAAUGUUCACCUUAUUGAAGCAUAGGAACAAUUCAACAUUGACCUUGCACAAACGUAUUAUAAACAUUUAAAAUAUUUAUUUAAGCGCUGCUUGUUUUACUUACAUUUAAUUACAUUUAUUACUUUAAAUAAGACUUUGUGUAUUUUAGAUGCAGCUGCUUCUUUGUCUCAUAACCGAUUUGCUUUGAUCCGAAUCUGGCUGGAUCGUUUACAUUCCUCCAACCAGCCAGAGCCCUUCAUUUAACCACAGUAUUUACUGCUCACAAAUGAAAGCAUGGCAGACUAGUAUGCUAAAUUACCAGCAGCUUAUGCUUUAAUGGUUACUGUGGGAAAACAUAGUUGUCAUAGUUCGUCUGCAGCUCUUGGAAUUUAAACAGAAUUGGGAUUCUUAUAAAUGGGAUUUAGAUAUGAUUAAGUCAUUUCAAUCAAGUGUGUAUCAUUAUUUUAGACAUGUAGUAUUUAUUUAGCAAACAUUGGGUAAGAUGGACUUCCAUUGCUUGCUAGCGAAAUUAGCCUUGCUCGUAGCAAAAUCUGUACAUCUGGGACGAGGAAUUUAUUGUCGCUUGUUCCGUUAUCGUUGUCGAACACCCGAGUGUGAGCAUGUAGCAUUUUAAUGAGACGUGUAGAAUUGUAAUGACUUGCUGUGCUGCCUGUAUGACUGUCCAGUUCUAAUCUGAUCUGCUCUGAUCUGCUCUGAUCUGAUGUCUCGACGCUUCUGCUCGUGCUGUAGGAACAUAAUCAGACUCUUCCACUCUUAUCGAUGAGUUGAUCAAGUAAGCACUUUAACGUAGGGGGUUUGAUAAUGUUUAAUAAUGAUUUGUUCUUUUUCUGGUCUGUAUUCAUGCAAAUCUGAAGGACUUUUGUGUAUCUAGUGCCCGGUGGGGAUCUACAGUAGUGCCAAUAGCAAUGCUACUGCUAACGCUAAAGUGUGUAUCGUAGACUGACAUAAGCUUUGCAAAUUAUACUGCAUUCUACGGUUGAAACGGAUAGGAAUAAUAUCAAUUGUUUUAUUUGCACAUCAUGUACAUAUUUAAGUAUAGAGGUUUAUAUUCAUAUAAUUUUAUUUUUUAAUAUUUGUCUAAACGUCGAUGGUUUUUCCUGUACUUUAUAGAAUGAAUUCUCUUUUUGCACUUAGGAAUUUUUUUGACAGGUCGCAGGCAACCGUGAAUCGUUGCACCACUGUGAUCCACCGUUCUGGGCGUUUUGGGUCGUCAGAAUGUUCUAAAUCUAAGAAUGUCAUGCAAGAUAAUAAAGCAAACAAGACGGGAUCUUAUGUUACCAGUGAGCAAUUAAUCCGCUGCUGUCCUGAGAAAAUCUGAUUGAUCUGCAAGUAGCCACUGCUUUGACUUUAUAAUUAUUUACUGUAUAAUUGCUAACGCCGCGCAUGUGCCUGAAAUCAAGGGGUUUGAAUCCUGGCCUGGGCUCACAAAUACAGAAGGCGCAUAGCUGUAUGUGAACCUAGCCAUUAAGGGACUCAUAUAUGUGCACCCCUAGUGCCAGUCUCAAGCCCAGAUAAAUAAAAAAGGUUUCAUAAGGAAGAGCAUUCAGCAUAAAAACUGUACUAAAUCAAAUGUGCCGACAAAUUGGAUGGGAGCAGCUAAGAAAAUUAAUAUUUUAAACAUACGAAAUCAUAGCUUUUAAACUGAGAACUUACACCGAUCAGCCAUAACCAUAAUCAUUAAAACCACCUCCUUGUUUCUACACUCACUGUCCAUUUUAUCAGCUCCACUUACCAUAUAGAAGCACUUUGACUGUAGUCCGUCUGUUUCUCUGCAUACCUUUUUAGCCUGCUUUCACCCUGUUCUUCAAUGGUUAGGAGCCCCACAGGACCACCACAGAGCAGGUAUUAUUUAGGUGGUGGAUCAUUCUCAGCACUGCAGUGACACUGACAUGGUGGUGGUGUGUUAGUGUGUGUUGUGCUGGUAUGAGUGGAUCAGACACAGCAGCGCUGCUGGAGGUUUUAAAUACCGUGUCCACUCACUGUCCACUCUGUUAGAUGUGAAGUCAGAGACGGUCGCUCAUCUAUUGCUGCUGUUUGAGUCGGUCGUCUUCUAGACCUUCAUCAGUGGUCACAGCACGCUGCCCACCAAGGAGGUGGUUUUAAUGUUAUGGUUGAUCGGUGUAUGUCCAUUAAGUUUGAAUACUUGCCCCCAUUAUUAUUAGGGGAAAAUACAAAUGUGCCGUCACCCCUCACAAACAGAUCAGUUUUCUCCUGACAGCAGAGAUUUUAUCAGAAUUAACUCUUAACCUUUAAACUUAUGUUUGAUCGUUUAUUUACAUUUGGAAACUAGCAGAAAAUAGUUUGAAUAUUUUGAAUGGCAACACUGGACUAAAAUACUAGAUUGUAUAAAAAAUAAAAACCUAAAAACACUAGAA